This is a messenger RNA of Macroventuria anomochaeta, 1362 nucleotides long. RefSeq names its product putative MFS monocarboxylate transporter. The transcript has 4 exons. Bases 1 to 1362 code for a protein of 453 amino acids. Lineage: Eukaryota; Fungi; Ascomycota; Dothideomycetes; Pleosporales; Didymellaceae. Gene Ontology annotation, biological process: transmembrane transport. Gene Ontology annotation, molecular function: transmembrane transporter activity. Gene Ontology annotation, cellular component: fungal-type vacuole membrane. The record is from RefSeq and is a predicted model, not a curated record.
AUGACGCAUGUACAGCAAGAUAUCGAGCUUGACAGACCGUGUAACUCUAGUCGCGCCACUGUAGCCUCUCACGCAAUAGAGCAACAAGGGGCGGUCGAGGAGAUCGAGCAGAUCUCGUUACCACCUACCGACAGAGGCAAGGAGGCAUGGCUUGUCUUAGCCGGGUGCUCGUUGAUACAGAUUCCUGUCUGGGGUUAUUCCCUCGCCUUCGGCAUAUUUCAAGAGUACUAUGGAAGUCAUCCAGACAAGCUUGUGGGCCACUCUAACAACGUCGCUGUGAUCGGCACCACCAUGACCGGAAUCAUGUACCUCAUCUCGCCAUUUACAUUUACGAUUUUGACUCGAUGGCCUGGUUUGCGCCGCUGGUUUGGUCCAAUCGGUCUAGUCUUAACGGCUGUUGGCUUCUUGACGUCCUCCUUUGCAACGAAGGUGUGGCAGUUGAUCGCAACUCAAGGUAUCAUCUGCGCCUUGGGUUGUGGGCUGUUAUUCACACCCACAACGUUGUAUCUCGAUGAGUGGUUCGUCAAGCGGAAGGGUCUUGCUUACGGCGUGAUGUGGGCAGGCAAAUCUGCUGCUGGUGCGGGAGUGCCCUUCGCCAUGGAGACUUGUCUCCAGAAAUUCGGGCCUCGCAUCACGCUCCAAGCAUGGAGUGUCGCAACGAUCCUCUUCUCAGCGCCACUUCUCUACUUCCUCAAGCCACGCAUUCCCCUCUCUCAGUCCGCCACCGUCCGCCGCAUCAGCCUGAACUUCAUCCACCUCCCAUCUUUCUGGAUGCUCCAGAUCGGCAACAUCCUUCAAUCUCUUGGCUACUUCCUUCCCUACACUUAUCUCUCAACCUACGCAGUGCAGCAGCUCCACGUCUCCACCACCAUGGCCACCGCCCUCCUCGUUCUGAUCAACGUGACUUCCAUUCCCGGCGGCAUCGUGAUAGGCGGUCUCGGCGACAACCUCCAUAUCACCACCACGAUUCUUAUCUCCACGCUUGGUUCUGCGCUAGCUGUGUUCUUGUUCUGGGGCUUUUCGAAUCAGACGGCGCUGCUGGCUGUUUUCAGCAUCACGUAUGGCUUCUUCGCUGGCGGCUUCAGUUCAACGUGGUCUGGAGUGCUUCAGGAACUCAAGUCUCAGAGUCCUGCACUAGACACGGGGUUCAUCUUUGGGUUGCUGGCUGGUGGAAGAGGCAUUGGGAAUGUCAUCAGUGGGCCGCUGAGUGUCGCGUUGGUGACUAGUGAUGGAUGGAUGGUAGAUGGGAAGAGUUGGGGCUACAAUGGUCAGUAUGGUGGAAUCAUCUUGUUCACUGGGGUCACGGCAUUGCUAGGUGGUUGGGGUGUGUUAGGGAGGGUGAAGUGGACCUGCGGUAACUGA